Bursaphelenchus xylophilus (pine wood nematode) is the source of this 1965-nucleotide messenger RNA. The record is from the annotation of a GenBank genome assembly. NCBI's taxonomy places the organism in Eukaryota, Metazoa, Nematoda, Chromadorea, Rhabditida, Aphelenchoididae.
AUGACUUCGUAUUUUAAUCAUGCUUUGUCAAAGGGUGAUGUGGAACGUUUUAGUCGACAAAUUCUGUUGAAAAAUUUUGGAGUCGAUGGUAAAUUGUUUUCUUAAAUUUCUGACUGUCUUUAGGGCAAAUUUCUUUGAAGAACACGUCGGUCUUAGUUAUUGGGGCUGGUGGAUUAGGAUGUCCUGUUUCCGCUUACCUGGCUGCCAGUGGAAUUGGCCGUUUAGGAAUUGUUGAUCAUGAUAAAGUCUCUUUGGAUAAUCUUCAUCGACAAGUUUUACACACCGAGGAACGGGUUGGAGAAUAUAAAGUAGAAUCCAUCAAGAGAGCCCUAUGGCAGUAAGUCGAUGUUGUAAUUAUUGGAGGUUUAGAUUGAACUCAAGUCUCCGGGUUGAUGUUUAUCCUGUUCUCAUUAACAGUUCGAAUGCGAUGACUAUAGCAGAUCCUUAUAAUAUUAUUGUUGACUGUUCGGAUAACGUGGCCACAAGGUGAGAAUACUGAUCUUCGUCUAUUCGAAACCAACAGGUAUUUAGUAAACGACUUGUGUGUGCUAACCAGUAAACCUUUGGUGUCUGGCAGUGCUUUGGGAUGGGAAGGACAACUAACAGUUUACAAUAAUGGAGAGGUGAGUACUUUUAUUACUUUUUUCUACAUCAAUAGGAAUGCCCUUGCUAUCGAUGCAUUUUUCCCGAUCCCCCGCCGCCCGAAACUGUUACAAAUUGUUCUGAAGGCGGCGUUUUGGGACCAGUAACUGGAGUAAUUGGUUCAUUACAAGCGCUUGAAGUCAUAAAAGUAGCUGUUUUUGGAAAUUGUAGGUGGUCAAGACAUAUUUAUUACCUUUCCAGCAACAUAUUCGGGUAAAUUAUUCUUGUUUGAUGGGAUGGAUGGAAGAGUGAGGACGAUAUCAUUGAGAAAGAAGAAGGCUGAUUGUGUUGUUUGUGGCCACAAUCCAAGGAUAAAGGAACUGAUAGAUUAUGAACAAUUCUGUCAUAUGAGCGCCACGGAUAAGGUAGACCUAUCUUUUUUCUGAUAUUUUUAUUUUAAGGUUAAGACACUGGAUGUCCUACAACCCGAAGAUCGAGUUCAUGUUAGGGAUUUUGUAUUGAAUCAUUGGCAAAACGAUGGAGAUCGACCUCUCCUUAUCGAUGUCAGACCUCCAAAUGAAUUCAAUAUUUGUCAUCUUCCGCAUAGUACAAGUUAGAUAAUUUUUUUUUGUUUUACUUUUUUAGAUAUUCCAUUGCCAAAGCUUCUAAAAAUGGAUUUGACAGAAGUACAAGACUUGAUUAGAACGUCGCAGGACACAGUAUUCUUGUUGUGCCAUCGAGGGAACGACUCUCAACUGGCGGUGAAAUUCUUAAAUGAGAUGACAAAAGAAAAGAAAUUCAAGGAUAUAAUUGGAGGAUUACAAGACUGGGCAGAUCAGGUCGAUAGGGGGUUUCCAACUUAUUAAUCAAUAUUGUUAUUGUUAAUUGAUCAUAAAUUGUUGAACUUGAUGGUAACUCUAAAUCAUAAUGGUUCUGACACUUAGUAUACUUGCACUUCCCAGAUAAAAUUUUUUUUUAUGUAUUUAGGAUGGCGGUUGAAGAGUCCGUUGGAUUUGCGGUUUAUCCUUUAUCCGGAUGUCCCCAUGAUGAUACGGUAGCCCCGGUGCCGGAGGGAUUUGAUCCAAAGGGACCUUGUGAAACAUGUGCCGAUUCCGAGGAGAAUUGGAUUUGUUUGACUUGUUACAAGGUAGUAUUUUUUUAAUUGAUAUGAAACUUUCCUAGAUAUUUUGUGGCCGUCAUCGACUAGGCCAUGGCGUAGAACAUUUCCAGACAUCCAACCAUUCUCUGUCUCUCAGCUACUCAGAUCUCUCGAUUUGGUGUCAUUCUUGUGAUUCUUAUGUGAGUAACUCUAAAUUUUAUGACGCCAAGAACUUUGUUGAGAACGUCAAAUUCCCUCAAUCUACAUACAUAAAAUCUAAUUGA